This is a messenger RNA of Cantharellus anzutake, 651 nucleotides long. RefSeq lists its product as uncharacterized. Bases 120 to 548 code for a protein of 142 amino acids. The record is from RefSeq and is a predicted model, not a curated record. NCBI's taxonomy places the organism in Eukaryota, Fungi, Basidiomycota, Agaricomycetes, Cantharellales, Hydnaceae. The transcript has 3 exons.
CGCGUCUAUUUCUGCAUAAAUAUGGGCGUCACUGGCUGCAUAGCUGAAGCACCGCUACGAAAGAGACUGGCUUCGCACCUCAUCUUAUUUUACUCGUCCAACACAACUCUGAGAUAUCGAUGGCUGAAGACGCGAACACCUCUGCGCAAACGGUGCUUCAUCGGCGCACAAGGGAUGGAUGCUUGACGUGCCGCCUUCGACGAAAGGUUCGUAGAACCCCGCGUGAAGGCACUUGGAUUAACUUUUCCCUUAAACAGAGAUGUACAUCUCCAGGGGCCACCCCUAGCGAUGCAUGCGCGGAUUGCAAAGAAAGGAGGCUGGAGUGUUUGGGUUACUCCGAAAGGCGCCCCGAGUGGAUGAAAGACGAGGACACUGUCGAGGCGUGCAAGAAAGCCAUGACAGACCAUAUCAACGAUCUAAGGCAAGGCCUAACGGAUGGAAGUUUGUCGCUAGAGGAGUUCUACGGCGACGAAUUGCCUCCUUUGAAACUGGCCCGAACCAUGGUGCCGUCGAAUGCGCCACCCACCAACGCAGCGGAAGGAUCCUGAGGCUGACUGCCUCCGGAGCAGUUGAUGGUGUUUCGGAGCUGGUAGAUUCACAUGUUCACAUGAUGAGUGGAACGAAACAUUUAGCCAUCAUCUUAACAACAAU